GAUAAUGUAAUCGCUUUAAUUACCUGUGUUGUUGUCACCAGUGUUGUUUAUCACUGUCUGCGUGAGUUAUUUAAGCCCAUAAAGGCAAACAACACAACGAUAACAAUGGUGACAACAACAAAAAUGCUCCCGGCAUUUUUAGUUCUCUAAACAGGAGCAGCACAUCCGGUCCGGCUGUCAAACCUGUCCGCCAUUGGCGCGUCUCGUGGAUUACUCUCUGGAUGUGGGUCGUGCGUGUUUUUUCUUUGGCGCUUAAAUUAACAAAAAACAGAUAUUUUCUGGUAACCAGUGAAACAGCAGGUGUGUCACGAAGGGUAUUUUCGCGGGUUAGCUGCUUUAGUUCGCCCGUGCACUUUGCUAACGGAGAAACGCGCUACAUGUCAAGUGAGCCGAAGAGACUCUGCACCGAAAACAUGACCGUUACAAAGAUCGGAACCCACAACGGGACCUUCCACUGCGACGAGGUUCUGGCUUGUUUCUUCCUCCGGCAGUUACCCGAGUACUCGGAUGGAGAAAUCAUUCGCACCAGGGACCCUGCACAGCUGGCGGAGUGCGACAUUGUUGUGGACGUUGGAGGAGAGUUUGACCCAAAGAGGCACCGCUAUGACCACCAUCAGAGGACCUUUUCAGACACCUUCAACAGCCUCUGUCCAGAGAAGCCAUGGCUGACCAAGCUCAGCUCUGCCGGCCUGGUCUACCUGCACUUUGGCCAUCGAGUGCUGUCGCAGCUCACGCAGCUGAAGGAGGACGACAGGCAGCUGGAAGUGCUCUAUGACAAGCUGUAUGAGAACUUUGUGGAGGAGGUGGAUGCUGUUGACAACGGCAUCUCACAGUAUGAUGGGGAGGCCCGGUACAGCAUCUCCACCACGCUGAGCGCACGUGUCUCACACCUGAAUCCACGCUGGAACAGCACAGAUCAGGAUACUGAGGAGGGUUUCAAGAAGGCACUGAAGAUGGUUGGGGAGGAGUUCCUGGACCGUCUGGAUUUCUACAAGUCCUCCUGGCUGCCAGCUCGUGAGGUCGUGGAGGAAGCUGUUAAGAAGAGGCAUCAGAUAGAUCCCAGUGGAGAGGUACUCCUUUUUUCCCAGGGUGGAUGUCCUUGGAAGGAGCAUUUGUUUGCCUUAGAGAAGGAGCUCCACGUGGAGACGCCCAUUAAGUUUGUCCUUUACCCAGACCAGAAUGGACAGUGGAGGGUCCAGUGUGUCCCUGCUGGGCUCAACACUUUCCAGAACAGGCUGUCGCUGCCAGAAGAGUGGCGUGGUGUUCGGGAUGAAGCGCUGUCGGAGCUCAGCGGGAUCAAGGGCUGCAUCUUUGUCCACGCCGGAGGCUUUAUUGGCGGGAACAAGACCCAGGAAGGAGCGAUGGAGAUGGCCCGCAGGACCCUGCAGGCCGCCGCCCAGUCCCCGGCGAACGGAAACAGCUGACUUAAUUACCAUGUUGUUUAGUGAUAUACCAACGCAGACUCUGGGCUCUGGGUCAUCGUGCUGACUCAUAAUAUCCUUCUUCUCUCUGCCUGUUCUUAUAAAUGUCUGUUCUGGAGUUCUUUUGAAAUAAAAGACUGAUUUGACAUA
Messenger RNA from Maylandia zebra (zebra mbuna), 1571 nucleotides. It is a transcript of the gene myg1, whose product is annotated as myg1 exonuclease. The record is from RefSeq and is a predicted model, not a curated record. Gene Ontology annotation, cellular component: cytoplasm; nucleus. NCBI's taxonomy places the organism in Eukaryota, Metazoa, Chordata, Actinopteri, Cichliformes, Cichlidae.